Messenger RNA from Blumeria graminis f. sp. triticale, 1680 nucleotides. NCBI's taxonomy places the organism in Eukaryota, Fungi, Ascomycota, Leotiomycetes, Helotiales, Erysiphaceae. The record is from the annotation of a GenBank genome assembly.
AUGACCGAAAGUGAAGUGUGGAACUGGCUGGAAUUUUUCAGAGACAACUUCCUGAACCAGAUUACAUUUCCACUCUCCAAGCCGUCGGAAAUUAUUCCAGAUCUUACCAAAGAAACAAAAGACUUACAACUGCGUAGCAAAUACUGUAGAACAAGAUCUAAUCGCCAGAUGAAAGGAUCAACAAAAAAUUGGCAAGUUGACUUCCUCACAAAAGGUAUCGAACUACCUAGCUCUCAGAUUCACGAAUGGAAGGAUGUUAGAGUUCUGGGAGAGUUUACUAAACAGCCUGCUAGCUCUGAAAGGAAAGACAAGUUUCUCCAACUGUCUAGACUCGCGCUCGAGGUUUUUUCCUCACAGCCCCUACGCCACUUCGUACAUGGGUUCUGCUUGUUCAAAGCACACUUUGAAUUGUGGGUAUUUAAUCGGUCAGGCGCAUAUAGCUCGGGCUUGAUAGAAUUAACAGCUCAAAAGGAGAAGUUGGUGCGAGCGAUAUCCUCGUACUUGCUGAUGAAUGAGCAAGAACUUGGUAUCGACUCAUCAAUUCAACAGUUUAACGGAAGGUCUUUCAUUACAGUUGAUGACGAGAACCUGAAAGAGACUAGGGUAUUCGACGUCAACCCUGAUCCUAUAUUUAAGGUAGGGACACUAGUUACUCGCGGCACAACCUGCUAUGAAACUUCAGAUAAAAACUACGUCGUAAAAUACUCAUGGAUUAGAAAUCCGGGUAAGUCAGAAAAAGAUUUCUUGCUAGAAUCCCGCGGAACAGAAGGUGUAGUCGAGUACGUCAUGGCAGAUGUAGUUUACAGGAUAAGUGAUCACCUGAAGGGACUCAACUUUGGCAAAGCAAAGAGCUGGAACAUGCGAGGCCAAGACCAUUUCAUCUCUCUGGGUGAAGGUGUGCAGAUCUCGCCUCUCAUCCCCAGUCUGAGAGAUCGAGAGCUCACCAGAAUAGUCAUGUUGCCUCGUGGCCGCAGUCUCCGUUCCUGUCAGACAGUAAUGGAGUUUCUUGUAGGCAUUCGAGAUGCAAUCUUGGGACACCAACGCCUAUUUGUCAAGAAUAUACUGCAUGGCGAUAUCUCGGAUAGCAACAUAAUUCUGGUGUCCGCCGGUGGUGUGUCUAAAGGGGUAUUAAUCGACCUAGACCAUGCUGUCAAGGUUGGAGAAGCUACUGAAAAGAACGACAAUCUCAAGUUGACAGGCACCAUGAAGUUUAUGGCGCUUCAAAGACUUUACUAUGCAGCAAAGUUCAGGAAAUCCAUAGCACGUACUUACCAUCAUGAUCUAGAAUCAUUUUUUUACGUUUUUCUCGUGGGAUGUAUAGAGUAUGAAUAUCGCGAUGAAUCGGAAGAGGUGAAAACCCUACAUGACUGGUGCAUUAAGAAUAUGAUGACAAACUUUCUAACUAAGCUUUCCUGUGUAAAUUUGAUGCAAAUUAUCACACUCGAUUUGUUUUCGCCGAGUUUUGUGGAAUUGAAGAAAUUAGCCACCAGUCUACGAACGGUAUUAUUUGGAGACGGAGGAAUUGAUUUCCAAACGCCUGAUGACCACGAACGUAUUUAUAAAGAUAUGAUUACGGCAUUCAAUAAAACCAUUGAUCAGAUCAAAGGUAAGUUUAAAGAACUUUUCACAGUAGCUGUUCUCUUUCACAAGUAUCAUCCUGACAAGUUUUCCAUUAAUUAG